Molecule: messenger RNA, 4576 nt
Organism: Mya arenaria
Lineage: Eukaryota; Metazoa; Mollusca; Bivalvia; Myida; Myidae
Exons: 16
Coding region: 107-2896 (929 amino acids)
Molecular function (GO): calcium ion binding
Source: RefSeq, a predicted model, not a curated record
GGAAACCGGAUGUGAACAACGUAUCUAAGCAACCUUUCAACAGAUUGCAGUUAACAGUAACAAGUGGUGGGAAAGGAAGUCAUAGCCCUCACAAGCAACUGUCACGAUGGCUGCACCAGCAGCGGUAGAGAACUUCGUAAAUUCCAUUAGGACUCUUGCACAUACAAAGAGAAUCCGAGUGACAUUAUUCUUCCAAGAUUUUGACAAACUCAGAUCAGGAUUUGUUACUGUACCACAAUUUUCCCGAUGCCUCUGGCAAACACUAGGAAUUCAGCUGACUCCGGAGCAAGAGGAACUUGUAAAAAGGCAUUAUGACAUCAAGGGGGAUGGACAGUUCAUCAAUUAUAAGCUGUUCUGUGAUGAAAUUGACCAGAACUUUAAUGCCAGAGAUAUCAACAGAGACCCUGAAACUCAGAAAAUUGUUCCCAAAGAGUUCCUGGGAACUGUUCGUUCUGUGCGACCUUUGACCCCAGGAUCUGAACGCAGACUGGUCCAACUAUUACGUCGCAUUGAUCAGUUUUACAGUUACCAUGGCCUUAACCUUCGCACAUGUUAUGAAGACUUUGACAGGCAUCAUAUGGGUGUUGUCACAGAGAGCCAGUUUUACCGAAGCUUUCCAGGACCUCCUGAUGUCAACGAGGCAGAUAUGAAUCUUCUCGUCCAGAAGUACCGCGAUCCUGACCGUCCCGGGCUUCUUAACUACCUUAACCUCCAUCAUGACAUUGUGGCUAUUGGAGGCCAGGUGGCUAAGGAAAAAGAGCUGAUUGAAGCCCCAAAUACACAAGUGGAUGAGACUAGGGUUAUGCUGACUCCUGACCCGGACUUGAACACUAUCUUCGACAAGAUUCGCGUUGCUGUGUUCAAAAACGGCAUCAGAACAACUGAAUUCUUCAAGGACCACGAUAAGCUGCGGAGUGGUAUCAUCACAGAGAAUCAGUUUGUUUGCGGGUUGGCCCUAGCUGUAGGCAAGGAGGCACAGCUCUCUCGCGCGGAGAUACAGAAGGUUGUUGAGUACUACAGACAGCCAGAUGGACGCGUCAAAUACAAGGAAUUCUGUGACAUUAUGGAAAAUGCAUUUACGAUACCUGACCUUGAGAAGAAGCCUCUACAGAGUGUCAGCCGACCAGUGAAAGGGGCCCUAUCAAGGGGCUUGACACCACUGACAGACCAAGAAGAGGGCAGGGUGAUGGAGAUUCUGAGAACAAUCUCGGACAAUGUUCGACGUCGCCGCCUUAUGAUGUACCCAUACUUCAAGGACUACGACAGGGGUAUAGCAUAUACAAGAGUGGUAACCCCAACCCAGUUUGGCCGCAUCCUCCACUUCCUGUCCCUCAAUGUGGCACCCGAGGACCUUAAACUUCUUCUCCGCAAGUUUGAGGACCCUGCUACUGGUGACGUCAACUACCCCGCAUUUGUACAGGCUGUUGAUCAGGAGUUUGUUGGUCACACAAUGGACGAUGCCGACCUGAGCCAGGCGGGACGUACCAACACGCCAAUGAAGGAACGUGAGGCAACCUCAUCCGACAGCAACGUCAGCUAUGAUGAUCUGAUGUCCCGUAUUAGGUCCAUUGUACUUACAAACAGGCUGAGGGUUGGUGAGUACUUCCAAGACUAUGACCCACUCCGAAGUGGCUCCAUCAGUAAAUCCCAGUUCCGACGAGGCAUGUCUCUUCUCGGAUUCAGCAAACUCGGACAACACAACUUGUCCGAGGGACAGUUCCAACUGCUGUCCGAUGUCUACCAGAAUCCACAGAAAGCCGAUCAAAUCCUCUGGACGAAAUUUUUGUGGGAUGUUGAGACAGUGUUUACCCAGCCCAACCUAGAGAAGGUCCCAGACUUGCAAGUCCCGCCACAAGAGAUUUUCCGUGUGCCCAAGCCAGGCACCGUCGACUGGAAUAAUGCAUCUGGAGACCACAUGACACUGUAUGGCGCCACUAUGGACCGACUUAAGCAGCGAAGUGAUCAGAGGAGGGUCCUCGCUAAGCCAGUUUUUCAGGACUUCGAUAGGCACAACAAUGGCCAUGUGACAAAAUCCCAGUUCCGUCAAUGCCUUACGAUGCUCGAGCUGCAUUGCACAGAGCCCGAAAUGAUUGCCCUUGAGGCCAAGUUCUGUAAUGACGUGGGCUUCAACUACCUGGCUUUCUUGUCCGAGCUACAACCCAUUGAGCAGCCAAAGUUUAUGUAUGAGAAGAGAUUGGAGGAAAUUCGUCAGACCAAUGUUCGCAAGACACUUCCUGAGCUGAACGCACAGAAAGAUUUUGAGAGUCUGCUGUUGAAGAUUAAGACAAAGGUGAGCCGUGAGCGUAUGCGAGUGCUAGAGUUCAUGAGAGAUUACGACAAGCUGCGAUCUGGCCGCAUGUUGAAGACUUCAUUCCGACGAGCCCUAGAUCUGUGCAGAUUUGAACUGCGUGAGUCAGAAGUGUCCAUUCUGGAGGACCGAUACGAGUCCUACCAAGACCCUGAAUAUGUAGAAUACCUGAAAUUCUGUGAUGAGGUUGAAUCUAUCUUCACAACAAAGGAACUUGAGAAGCGUCCCCUGGAAGAUGUUGUACAGUUCAAGCCUCCAGAGGAGUGGGAGCUGAACAAGCUUCCAGCAGACCAGGAGAAUAGGUUCACCGCUUGCAUGGAUAGACUAAGCGAAAAGGUACGAAAACACCAGAUGCAGCUGUUCCCCUUGUUUGAGGAUUAUGAUCGUGUCCACAACGGCACAGUUUCACGAUCACAGUUCCGACGGGUCCUCACAGAGCUCGAGCUGGGAAGUCUACUCAGUCAGCAAGACUUUGAAUUGCUAUGGCAACAGUUUGAUGUGAAAAUUGGCGGCAAGGAUGACGUGAACUACAUCGCUUUCUGUGAUAUGAUUUACAAGUUGGCCAAUUUUGAGCCAAGAAAACCAUAGAUUUGGACUAAAUUGAGUAGAAUUCUGUCAAACUUUGAUCAUUUCUUAAAAAAAUCGCAAUUCUAAAUGGAAGGUCAGAUAUGAUCCUUUCUUAAUAACAUUGAAUAAAAACUCUUUUUACCAUUUAUCAAGUGUACUGCCUUAUUCUUUUGUUCAUUUAUUUAAGGUAUCUGCAAUUGUUAUGCUAUACAAGGUACAUUUGUUGUUCUUUUUAGUGUGGAUGUUUUUCUUAAAUUCAAAAACCAUACUUUUGAAACGAAAACAUUUAUUUUGAUUUCAAUAUAAAUAAAUCUUUCUGACAAAUACUAGAAAUGGCUGGUAUUUGAAAAUUGGAUAAUGGUAAUUUUUCCUAUAUUUCUGACAAAAUAAACCGGCUUCAAUUGAUUUCAAGUAGGGCGCUCACUAUUGAGUGGAGAAAGUUAUUGUGAAUUUAUAUAUAUAUUUUUUCUAUGCAUUAUAUUAUUAAUUUUGCAGAAACACUUAUUGUAAGACAUGUUUUACAAUUAUAUAUUUAAGCAUUUGAUGUUAAAACCGUAUGUUGACUGUGAUAUGUUUUAUACACUUUAAAGUAUUACAUGGAUUGUUAGUAUUGUUGUUGAAAAAAUGUUUUUAACAUAAAUAUUUUAAAUUGUUUUUUAUAGCUUAAAAUCAAACAUCAAAAAGUAUUAAGCCCUUAAAAGCCACUGUUGACCCUUUUUGCAUGUGUUGUUAUAUAAAAAAAUCAAAAGCACAUAGUUUAAUAAAUGCAAAUUUGCUUUUCACUUAUAAAUGCUUUUAAAAAAAAGCCACUGCAUAUUUGAAGCACUGCACAUGUUAGUUGAAAGAAAUAGUAGAAAACAUUUGUAAUUAUUUCUGAUCCCUUAGGUAAAUAACGCAUAGAACCAAAAGUUGUUUUGGGUGGUCAAUUCAAGAGAUUAUGAGUUUGAUCCUGACCAGGGGUAAUUUCUCAUGGCCUCUUAAAAUGGACACCAGUACAAGCAAGCUUAAAGAAAUUAGUUGAAACUAAAUUAAAAUAUUUUAUAUGAAACAUACAUACAUCAAAAAAAGUAAAAUAAGCUUUAUGUAGAAUUUAUAGAAAGGCAUCAAUUUACAGCAUUUACAUUUUGAUUGUAUUUGAGACUUCGUGAAAGUAUUAUGUUUGAAAGCAUUGUGUCUUUGUGUCAGUAUUAACAAAUUUUACUAAUUUUAGUAAGUAUUUUAUGGGCGUACAAGGUAUUGUACUGUUUACUUGUUGAGGGAAAGUGUCAGACAGUAUUAUGAGAAUUUUUAAGACUAUAUAACCAGCAUUUUAGCAAGUAAACCAUUAUGCAAAGCAUACAAUUAUAUUAUGAUGCAUAAAAAUAAUUAUUAACUUUAUAUAGGCCAGCUAUUAAAAUGGCUUCUGAGAAAACACUCAGAAUAAAAUAUACAUGUAUAUGUUUCAGCAGCAAAUUAAUAUUCUGUGAAUAUUUUGUUUUUAUAAGACAAUGAAGGAUUUUUACAACAGGUACAAACCCAUAUAUUUUACAUGUUGAAUCGAUGUUUUUUUGUGUAUAUUGUAUUGUUGGAAUGACUUUUGUUAGUUAUGAAUGAAUAUUUUAUCAUAUGCAGAUUUUUUGCUGUAAAAUGUUUACAAUUCAUCAUUCUCUCAUCAUUUUGUGAAAAAAAUGUAAGAUUUGAGAUAAAUAAAUCAAAAACAGA